Schistosoma turkestanicum is the source of this 1992-nucleotide messenger RNA. Lineage: Eukaryota; Metazoa; Platyhelminthes; Trematoda; Strigeidida; Schistosomatidae. The record is from the annotation of a GenBank genome assembly.
AUCCUACGUUCACAAGAUUCGUUAUCAUUGAAUAAAUAUAGUUUGUCAACGCAUAGACCAGAGGAUACUUUCAUAAAAUACAUCUCUAUUGAUAAUAACAGUAGUCUUCACACUCAUCAUCAUCAUCAUCAAUCUGCUAGUCAAAAAUAUCAACGAGAAUCAUUGUUAUUUCAUAAAACCGAUUUCAAUCAAUCCAAAUCACAAUUAUCAAGUACUAAUACUACGAAUGAUCAUCAUCAUCAUCAUCAGCCAAAUCUACAUGAAUUUGAUCAGAAUGAGUUCAGUCAUGAAAAGUCAAAAUCAAUAAUCGUCACUACACUCACUAACUCUAUUACUAGCACUACUACUACUGCUACAACUACUACUGCUACUAGUAUUUUGAAUACUUCACUCGAUACUACAUUAGAUCAUUUGAAAUUAUAUAAACAACAAAACGAUCAAUUCCAAACAAAACCUAUUGCUCGACUUGUUCCACCUUUAAUAGGACUCAAUGAGAUCAAUGGUGUAAAUGAAUCACAAACAUUACCGUAUGAUAUCUGUAUCAGUAAUAAUCAUAGCAGUAGUAAUAACAAUAAUAAUAAUCACACAGAUAAUGAUGACAGUCUAAGUAAUCCUAGCCAAAGUCAACGUGAUCCAUGCACAACUAAUGAAUUAUCAAUCAAUAACAAUCAUAAUCAUAAUAAUAAUAAUACUAAUAACAGUACUAAUCAUCUCUUACAAGAUUCCUUCAUACAAUCAAAUUGUUGGCUACCAAAAGUUGCAAUGAAUUCAAAUCGUGUAAAAUGUGAUGAAAUUUUAUCGACUAGUUGGAAUUUAUUAACUAUGAAAAAUUGGAAAUCUGAUCAAGAGUUAAAACGUAAAAUGGGUUUAUUCAAUCAUAAAAUUAAUGGUGGAUUUUGGUUUCGUGAAAAAUCUAUCACUCAGACAAAACCAUUUGUUACUGGUCGACGACGAAUGGAACAUCAGUCACAGUCACAGUCACACCAACAGCAGCAGCAACAAUCACAACCACAACAACAACAUGGGCAUCAUCUUCAUCAACUGCAAUCUCAACAACAACAACAACAGUCGAAAGGAAUGACAUUCAGUGCGAUAGUGAAUCAUUGUCCAUUAUUGAACCAGUACUUACCAUCUAAUAAAGCAUUACAUUGUCAAUAUGAAACAAUGCCAACGGAAGAAGUUGAAAUAUUUAGUUUACCUGAAGCAAAAUCUAAAUUUUCAUUAGACAAUUCAUUGUCAAGUUCAAGAUACAAUAAUGUUAGUCAAAAUAAUAAUAAUAAUAAUAAAGUAAUUAAAAUUACUAAAUCCAUAUCACAAUUGAAAAAUGAUACAAAUGAUGAAUUGAAUCAAACGUCAAAAUCGAAACUCACCAAUUUAGAUUUGAAUUCAACAUUGAAUAAUUCCAAUGAAAUGAUGACAUUGAAUAAAAAUCUACAAAAUCUCACAACCAACGUGUCCGAUGUGAAAAAACUACAUUCAAGUGAAUAUAAUAAUUUAGUGAAAAUUGAAAAAGCACCAAUUCAUUUGAAUUCAUCGAAUGGAAUUCAUUUUCGACACAGUCAUCAUCGUGAACACCAACAACACCAGCAACAACAACAGCAGGACUAUACAUCACUGCUAAAUAAUCAUGAACACACAUCGUCCUUAUCACCAUCAUCAUCGUCACCAUCAUCAUCACCACGACGUCAACAUAAUAGUCAUAAUAAUAAACAGAAAACUACUGUUCAUGAUUAUGAUAAUGAUGUGAAGAAAUUAAAAACUAUUUCCAAUUGUGAAAACAAUGUACAUUUAAUUAAUCAUGAUACUUGUACAGAUAAUAAUGUUGUUGUCAAUAGUAAAUCGAUGGAAAGAUCAAUUCUAAUUGAACCACAUAAGCUGACUAAUCAGAAUAAUGGAAAAUAUUCCACUAAUUAUCAUCAUUCAGAAGAUGUUGAAACAAUGUUGAAAACCAAUGGGAAAAUGAAUAUUCCAAUGACUCCACAUAGUAAGUAA